Molecule: messenger RNA, 4873 nt
Organism: Culex quinquefasciatus (southern house mosquito)
Lineage: Eukaryota; Metazoa; Arthropoda; Insecta; Diptera; Culicidae
Gene: smog
Product: probable G-protein coupled receptor 158
Exons: 13
Coding region: 1431-3710 (759 amino acids)
Biological process (GO): G protein-coupled receptor signaling pathway
Cellular component (GO): membrane
Molecular function (GO): G protein-coupled receptor activity
Source: RefSeq, a predicted model, not a curated record
AAUCCCAGUGGCAGCAGCUGUGAAACAGUUUUCCCAACGCGCACACACACUGUCACAGUCACGUUAGCAAUUUCCCUGAGACUGUCUGGCUAGCUUAAGCUGGUGCAUGGUUCAUUGUUGCUUUGCUAUUUUUGCUGCUCUUUUGCUUAAAUCGUGGGAAAGGUGGGGAACGUUGUUGAUGUUUUCCCUCCAGAUUGUGUGCUGCUUCGCGUGUGCUAAUUUUCCGGUGAUUUGUUUUUCCUGGCUGCUGACACUGAGUGGGUGGUGGUUGGGUUGAGCCAAGCAGCAGAAAUGUUCGGAGAUCUCGUGUGUGAGUAAAUUUCCCAUCGUCUUCGACGUCAGGAUUGAGUGAAGAGUGAAGAAUCUCCGAAAUCAAUCGGGUGGAAAUUUUGCCCCUUUUUGUGAAACGCAAAACCGAAAAGUGAAGUUAGUGUGGAUGUUGAUGAAGCCACAAAGUGGAUGUUCUUCGGAUGAUUAAGUGCCACGGAUUGUCUCACUUGGGAUGAGCUGUUAGCUUCUGGAUAACUUCCUCAUAAUCAGGAACCAACCAUAACAACCCUCCGUUCAUGCAACCGAGUCCAGUUCAUUAUCCAACUGAAAGCAAGUGUUAAAAAGCUGCCUCUCCUCCGCCGCCACGCUCCAUCCCUGGAACAUGUAAAUGGUCGCGGGAAAAUUAACCGUGGUCAGUGCUCGAUCCCAGAUAGGGAAGGAAAGCGGAAAACUCGUUGGAAAAUAAAUUUACACUAAUCGUACCCCUCUUCGUCCUCUUGGCCAGCGGAGAAAAGCAGCUCCGAAAAGGGCAAGUCGCCUAAAACAAGCCCAACAAGCACACGGCCCGAGCAUAAAUCGCUUUUCAAUUUAGCCACCGUGUAAAAGCUACUGAAAUUGCGGGGCUUUUUCACCGCUCUGUGGUGGUUACUUUCCACGGCAGGUCAGUUUGGGGAGGAAAAAUAAGAAGUAAAAGGAGUAAGCUUCUAGUGAAGGGAACGUGAUAAUCGUACCAAAAGCGAGAUAUUAAAACUCUUUCCCGCGCGAUAUUGCAACGUCGAGGGAAACUCGCUUUUCCAGGCUCAGUGUUACUGUGUGAGUGAAAUAGUGGGUGGGCGAAAAAAAGAAAAAGCAACAAAAAGUUCACGUGUCCAGUGGCGGAACACGUUUCGAGGAUCGCAGUCGGAAUAAACAAUUUAAUCCAGCAGAUUCAGGGUAUUCUGGGUAGGUCCGGUUGGCACGGAACGCGGACAAAAUUAUAAAUAAAUCACACCAGACGGCGGCGGCGGCGGCAUCGGUGCUGGUUUGGACAAUGUCUGCCACCGGAGGAAUGGACGCCGCGACGACCGAUUCAACAAGUUGGUCGAUCAUUUCGGUGGAUUGAAUGGAACGAUGCUCAACGUAGCCCUUUCUAGACGCACAUCAACCAGCAACAAACGGUGAUGGGUCAUUCUCGCCGCCAUCAACACCAUCACCGAGAUCAUCGCUGUCACUGCUAUCGAUCCCGGUCAACCCGCUGCCAGCGGCCAUGGUUGAUCACCGUAGUCCUACUACUGCAGCUAGCAUUCCAUCUGUCAUCCGGCCUAGCGCUCGAGCAGCAGCCGCUUCUACCACGUGGCGACCCGUCAGACGCCUCCUCAUCCUUAGCCAGCACGUCGCUGCCACCGUGUGAAGCGAAAACGCUCGAUGAAAUUCCACCGGAUCCGUUCUACGAUGUGUCGUCCAUCACUGUCCAGGCAGCUAAGGCGUUCGCCGACUUCCUGGCCGAGCGUCGGAUUGACACCAGCAAGGACGACCGGAAGUUGAGCAUCGCCCGGGAAAAGGCAAACGAACUUGCCAGUGGCGUGCUCAAGGAGGACGAUGGCCUACUUGCGGUGGCCAUUGCCUCCCCGAGGCUGCCCCUGGCCGUUGUUCAGUUCCGGGACAAAAUCGACCCCAUCCACGCGAACCUGUCCGAGACGAAGAUCUUUCUGUCCACGUACUGGCGCGAACUGGGCGCCGCCUGGAACCAAAGCAACGGCGCCCAGUUCUGGGGCGCCCCCUUCCGGGACUGUGGCCCCCUGUACGGACGGUGGCUGUGGCCGUUCAGCGUAACGGUUGAAUCGCAAGGGUACAAGAUCGUGGCGUCGGCGUUCAUCGCGGCCGACGUGGACCAAUGCAACGACGCGCUGGAAGCCAUCUUCGGCCGGCGACAUUCCUGCGACCGGGAGUCCACCUUCUGUCUGAUGUCGGACCCGGACGAGGGCAGUGGCGGGCUGGACGGCGGCGUCAGCGGCCGGGGGAAGUACACCUGCGUGUGCCGCGACGGGUACUACAUCCCGAACGAGUCCUUCCAGGGCUUCACCUCGGACAAGAACGACGCAAAUGUGACGAACUUUAGCUGCAUUCCAUGCCCGAGCGCGUGCGAGUGCAAUUCGGCCGGCAGCUGCGAACGCCCGGACGAGGACUUCAGCACGGAAACGCUGAUGAAGGCCACCAUUGGUGCUAUUUUGGGAGCGUGUAUGCUUUGUUGUUUAGUGUUAGCGUUAAUUGUGUUCCGUCAACGAAAGUGCAAGACAAUUGCAACGGGGAUGUGGACCAUUUUAGAGACAAUUUUAUUCGGGAUAUUACUUUUGUAUCUAGCGGUUGCCCUGCACUUCCUGCAAGCGUCCACGUUGCGGUGCCUGCUCGAACCGUGGUGCCGCGAGCUGGGCUUCAUCAUCUGCUACGGUGCAAUCGUGCUCAAACUUUACCGCCACCUGGUGGAAUUCCGCACCAGGAAAGCUCAUCGAUGGGUUGUGAGAGAUUUAGAUUUGCUGCGCUACCUGUGCGCGAUGAUCGUCGCGGUGCUGUGCUACCUGGCCGCCUUCACCGCCACCAGCAUGGACUUCCUGCGGUACAGCGAGCUGGUGUGGAAGGUGGAGAACACCGACGACCAGGUCACGUCCAACAUGUGCCGGCCGCUCAAGUGGGACUACGUGACGGAGGCCGGCGAGCUGCUCAUCCUGGGCUUCGGCCUGCAGCUGGCCAUCGCCAGCCGGAACGCGAACACGCAGUUUAGGGAACGACAAUUCCUCGUCGCAUCGAUACUGAUCGAAUUCCUCGUCUCGUCCACGUUCUACGUCCUGCGGUUCUGGUACCUGGAGGAGUUCAACCCCUCCACCCUCUUCCUGGCCCUGUUCGUGCGCUCACAGCUGACCAACACCAUCACCCUUGGACUAAUAUUCCUGCCAAAGCUCUGGUACCAGCACAAACAGGUUCGUUCCCUUGCCCAUGAAGUGUCCUUCCGCUUACCUGUGGAUGCAUUCAAGGGGGGCCACGACAGUUCCCACCACGGCGGCGUCCUCGGCACCUACGCCGGCAUCUGCGUCGGCGACCCGGAGGUCGGUGACGUGACCAUCUCCGAGAUGAGCCCGGAGGACAUCCGCGCCGAACUGAAAAGACUGUACACUCAACUAGAAUAUUUAAAGAAUAAGACCCUACGACAAGACAAUCCUCACAUCAGCAAGCGAAGGGGAGGCCGGAAGGUGGCCCACCGGAGAUUCUCGCUGCAGAAAAAAGGAAGCCGAGAAAAGGCACUAAGCGCCAAACAUCGCAACAAUCGUCCAGCGGUCAGCGAGGUGGAGGUGACCGAAGCGGAACCGUCCCGCACACCGGAGGACUCGGUGUGCAGCGUUGAGGGCCCGACCGACACCGGCACCGUGACCGGUGCGGAAAUUUCGGGCAUUUCCAGCUCGAAAUAGCAGCCCUCGGCGAACAACAGCAACGGCCAUCACCGCCCUCAUCCUUCCCAGCAGAGCAAGUAUCGCUUCUUCUACCAGCCCCAAAGCCAGCAGCAAAGGCACAGUCAGUCGCAAAAGUCAUGCUACCGAGAGUACAACUUUUAAGCUUACAUCACCGGUUUGGUACAUUCAGUUGCUUCAAAAAGUUAAAUUCAAUCAAAUCAGGACCAAAAUCAUCCAAAAGAAAACAUCUGAGUGAUUUUUAACACAAUUACAUCACCAAAAUGGCUUAAAAUUGUUUGGUCUGUUGGUAUCUCAUUUCAAAAGCAACUGAGUGUGCGCCCAGAUAUCCUACCCCUCCAAUAUAGCCAGGAUUCGAGGCAGAUGGUGGAUUGAGUGACAAGAUGGCUUUAUUGUGCCAAGCAAGGAAGAAGGACGGAAGGCAUCAACCACCCACGACAGUUUUUACAGUCACCAGUCACACACCGUUUGAGGUGUGCAACAGACGCGAUGAUUAAUGAAGUUUGUAUAAAUAAGUAGCUAAUUACCAUCAGAGUGUGUUGUGUGGAGCAACGAGGACGAGACGGGGGGUGUUCUUCCUUAAGAAGGUAGAGAGGAAUGUUUCGAAUGAUUUCAAAGAAUACUGCAUAAAUGUGUAAUUCCAAGCAAAAAGCUUCUCUUUUCUACGAUUGGUCUGCGUCUCCAACAAAGUAUCGCGUGAGUUUUGUUUUGUUUUUAACUUUCCAGAGUAAUAAAUAGCUCAAAUAAAAGUGAUUAAGCAACUCUGCAUUGAUGAUGUAUCUGAACUGGACAUUUUAUUUAAAUAGCGGAAAACUGUAAAAGUGAUGAAAAUUGGUCGAAAGGUAUAUUCCUUCGGUUUAUUGGAUGCUUAAGUUUAAAAAAAAUAAUUUUGAAAUGCCAUUUUUAAUGGACAACACAGACAUACAGACGUAAUUCAUUAAACAAACAUUGCCAAAAUCCAUCAGUCACUUAAAAAGGAAGAGGAAAGGCAGCAACUAUCUCAAUCUGGUGGCCAAUGAGCUCUCUCGACCAAAACUGGAAAUUAAUUUUAUUUGAUUUUUAUUAUUUUCAUUUUUUAAUUUGAUAAAACUUUGUGGGGGUUUUCCCGUUUACCAAAAAAAGCUAUUUUAUCCAUACAAAAACGUUACUUAAAUAUUCAAAAA